CCCGCCCCCGCCUCCCGCUUUCCCGUCCCAGGACGCGUUGCGCGGCCCGGGCCGGAAGUCCUCGAAUUCCCGGGUGUGUGUCUGUGUCUGUGUCUCGCGGCGGUGCCGCGGCAGUCAAGCGCUUUGGGGUCCGCGUCGGAAGCGUCACCGCUGUCACUGCCGCCACCAUACCGAGUCACUUCUAGAGGGACGGAGACCCGGCCUUCCGCCGGGUGGAGAAGAUGUUGCCCCUGUCCAUCAAGGAUGAUGAAUACAAACCAUCCAAGUUCAAUCUGUUCGGCAAGAUCUCAGGCUGGUUUAGGUCCAUCCUGUCGGACAAGACAUCCCGGAACCUGUUUUUCUUCCUGUGCCUGAACCUCUCUUUCGCUUUUGUGGAACUACUCUACGGCAUCUGGAGCAACUGCCUAGGCUUGAUCUCCGACUCUUUCCACAUGUUUUUUGAUAGUACUGCCAUACUGGCCGGAUUGGCAGCUUCUGUUAUUUCAAAGUGGAGAGAUAAUGAUGCUUUCUCUUAUGGGUAUGUUAGAGCAGAAGUCCUGGCUGGCUUUGUCAAUGGGCUGUUUUUGAUCUUCACUGCUUUCUUUAUUUUCUCAGAAGGAGUUGAGAGAGCAUUGGCUCCUCCAGAUGUCCACCACGAGAGACUGCUGCUUGUUUCAGUUCUUGGAUUUGUGGUAAACCUAGUAGGAAUAUUUGUUUUCAAUCAUGGAGGUCAUGGACAUUCUCAUGGCUCUGGCCAUGGCCACAGUCAUUCCCUCUUUAAUGGUGCUGUCGAUCACAGCAAUGGCCACGAAGAUCAUUGCCAUAGUCACGAAGCCAAACAUGGAGCCGCACACAGCCAUGACCAUGACCAUUCUCAUGGACACGGGCACUUGCAUUCCCAUGAUGGCCCGUCCUUCAAAGCAACGGCAGGACCCAGCAGACAGAUUUUACAAGGUGUAUUUUUACACAUUCUAGCAGACACACUUGGGAGUAUUGGUGUAAUUGCCUCUGCCAUCAUGAUGCAAAAUUUUGGGUUGAUGAUAGCAGAUCCUAUCUGUUCGAUUCUUAUAGCCAUUCUUAUAGUUGUAAGUGUUAUUCCACUUUUAAGAGAGUCUGUUGGAAUAUUAAUGCAAAGAACUCCUCCCUCGUUGGAAAACACGCUUCCCCAGUGCUAUCAGAGGGUGCAACAGUUACAAGGAGUUUACAACUUGCAAGAACAGCACUUCUGGACACUCUGUUCUGAUGUUUACGUUGGGACCUUGAAGCUUAUAGUAGCCCCUGAUGCUGAUGCCAGGUGGAUCUUAAGCCAAACACAUAAUAUUUUUACUCAGGCUGGAGUAAGACAGCUUUAUGUACAGAUUGACUUUGCGGCAAUGUAGUCAAAGAAAUGAAACUGAUUGAGGACCAAACUUUCCCAGUACUGUGCAAUCCAAAGCACCGUACUACCCGCCCAGUGCUCUGAAAGAGACCUGACCACUACACUCGGAAGCACGAAGGAGGCAGGUAGAGUCCGCCGCGUGCUCUGGGUCAUAGCCGGAUCCUGCCAGACUCGCCUGUGUGCUUUCCCUUCAAGCCAUUCUGACUGCUGAGGGUUCUGGGUGCGUUCUAGGGUAUUGGGUUAUCUUAUUCCCCGCUGGGGGUUCUUGCUGAUCACCUUCACCCCAUCCUUCUCAUCCCACCCAGCCAGUGAGAAAUUCAGACUGGGGGCCUUCAACCUUCUGAAUGUCUUCAGUAACGCUGCUGGAAACCACUGCUUUUAUUUCCAUAAAACCAGUGUUGUCUUUACAAAAAGAAGUCUGGUUUCUAUGUAAUGUCACAGUUGUUGACGUUCUUCAGUAUAAUCAUAUGUUUGUAAAAAUUGUUUGUACCUUGCAAACUUACGAACCAAACCAUAUUGGGUUUUCAAAGUGCCUUUGUAUCAGAAAUGUAUUUGCCAGCAUAGAAAUGUACCAUCAAAGGUCAUGUGUAUGUUUUUUUUAAAUGGGUAUUCUGUAAUUUGUACAAAAUAAGACUUGCUAGUAACAUACAUAAUUGUCUUUGUGUAUUUCCAACAUAGAGUUAAAUAUAUUAAAUUUUUGGUCUUGUGAAAAAUGACAUUAUUUUGCUUUAUAAAAAAUCUAGUUAUCACAUUAAGUUACCUUGUAGCCUAUUUUCAAAAAUGCAAAUACAUUAGAAAAACUUAUUUAGACAUAAACCAUCUGCUGCAUCACAGAUUUCUAUGAAAAUCUUCACCCGUCUGUGGUAAAUUUUCCGAUAGCUCUCCUUGCCUGUUUAGAUUUUGUUAAUGUCAAGAACGAGCGCCUUGGGCAGCAGAAAGAGUGGUGCCAGGGCUGUCUUACAUCUUUGUAGCCCCCCAGGGCCAACUAGCACAGUGUGGCUCUCUGGUUUUGUUUGCACAAAUACAAGUUACUUCCAGAAAGUCUAGGACAGCAUUUGAUUGAGGAUGAACUUAUUACUAGAGAGCAAUUUGGUGACAAAAAAUCCUUCCUCACACAGGCCUCUUAAAAUAGUUGAUUUUCCAGGGUCCUAAGUAUAUAAGAAGUGUAAUUGUGACUAGUAUGGGGAUCCACACUUUUAACUCCAGCACUCAGGAGGCAAAGUCAAGGGAUCUCUGUGAGUUCAAGGCCACCCUCAUCUACAUAGCGAGUUCCAGGACAGCCAGGGCUGCACACAGAGUCCCUGUCGUAAAUUACAAAUAAAUUGCAAUUUGAAAUGACAGGUGUUUAACACUCAAGUAUUCUUGGUGUUUUCUGAGGAUAAGCAACUUGGGUGAACAUUUUCAUACUGUACUUCACUUAUCCCAAUAAAUAUUUACUUUAGUUUAAGCAAAUUGAUUUUGUUAGCAAAAAUUUCCAAACCUUGUCAUGAAAAAAUAUUAAGAUCAAUGGCAGACACUGCAUCAGGAAAGUGGCAGAAUUUACUGUUGAUAUGUGCCUGAGUUUUCAAGUACCUUCCUCCUGUUUCUGACCAACAAUCUAUGCAUUAGGAGAGCUAGUCCACACUCAGCAGCCACACAAUGUCCCUGGCGCCCUUUGUGUACAUCAAGCGACAAUUUCAAAGCCUACUUGCUCUCUGUUAGGCAGUUCUAACGCGGAGAAUCCCUGCAGUAGAUUGUGUUGGAUGGAAACAAGUGCUGUAGUCUUUCGGGAGGGCAAGUGCAAACGGGCUCGUCCUGAGGCUGUCCCUGCUUUUUCAUCUCCGUUCGAUAUACCCCAGGAUAGUCUGCAGCUUGGGGGAUACUGCUGAAAAUGAAGGUCCAGAUAAAGGCUGAGCUUCUCGAUGUGAGGGAGCUGUUACAAGCCAGUCCCGGCAACUGUCAACGUUCUGUGCGUGGCGUCAACUGUGCUGUCUCUAAAAUUUACCAAAUCUGCUUUCCACUGGGCUCUUAGUUCUAAGUGAAGUUUUUGUCAAAAUGCGUCAUUCUGUUUCAUGAGGCCCUCAGUGCACAAAUCCAUGAGCGUUGCUGCUUCCUUUGAUGAGCCAUUGAGUAUGUUUGAUGUGAAACUAAUUUUGCACUUUGUUCCAAGAGCUUGCCAUUCAUCAGGUUGGCUUUGACAUUUUUUGAUUAAUUAAAUGUUGGCAUACCUGUAUGUAUUUUUCUUUUAAACAAAAAUGUGAACAGAAACACUUUUCACAGGAGAAAAAUAAAGCUUCUCUUUUAGUAUUCUCAAUACAGAUAUAUUACUAGCAGGUGGUUUUACUAAGAAAAACUGGUUAUGGUAAUAAAAUAAAUUUCAAAUACUCCUACAUUAGGCUAAUAUUAUUACCAAACAAGAAGCCAAUCUGAGUGUACAGUUGCCAGUCUAUGAAUAACCAAAGUUUUUUUUUUUUUCCUCUGAAUAAGAAACCUACAUUGUUCAGGGAAAGUUUACCCUACCAGAUAAGCAUCCCCAACUACAUCUAUUUUUAAAACUCCAUUGUACUACUUGAUGAAGAACUGACUUAAGUCCAGCUUCCUCCUUCCGAAGCUGUCUGUCUGUCUUUCUGAAGGACAUGCAUAGGCUAGUUUUCCCUCUCUGUCACCACCCUCUUCUUUAGUGGCGGCAUAAGAACACAGAUGUCAUCUUGAUUUCUCCUUAUCUAAAUACUUAAGAGCCUACAAAUAUGUACCAGGAACCAAAGUACUGUGAUGUCAGUGUGCCUCUAUAGAGCAGCAGCCAAAGAGCUAGCGCACAGUGUAGCCGAUCAGAACUGUCAGGGUUUUACAGAUGGCAAACACAGGGACCGUCCUGGGAAGGAUGCUGGGGUCUAAGAGUGCCACAUUGCUUGAGAUAGAGCUUCACACCUAAGCAAAGACUGCUGGGAGCACUCUGCUUCUACCUCUCAACUUCACAUGAGAGACUGUAAGAGAUCGGAGAUGGCUGGUGGCAAAGCCAAGGCUCAGAUGUGAACAUCCAGUCGCGAGUUCUCUACACUGUACUGUGCUGCUCCCCUGUGUGCCACUGCCAUUCUGUAAAUGUGACUAAAUGUGGCUUGUAAAUAAAGAACUCUGACCUCUGUAGUUUUGGUUUAUUAAGGCACUUUCUAUAUAUAAUGUUGUCUCAUUUCUCUUGUAUAGAGUUUAGAUUAUUUCCAAAGUAUUGUGGAAUAGAGUAUAGUAAUUAAGUUUUUUUUCUUCCAAAACCAGUUCUUGACUUGAAGAAAGAAAAAAAAAAUGUUCUCUAGAUACUUUGAACUUGGGAGUAAAUUUUUAUUAAUUGCCCCCGUUUGGUCCAUUUCAUACUGGCUUCCUUUCCUAGUUUUGCUUAGAUGCUGUAAACUGGUUCCUUUUGAAUAUCAGGCUGGGUCACAGGUCAGUGCCAUUUCAGCCCUGCCUGACCCACUUUUUCAGUCACUGGACAGUAUUUUUACUUUAAAAUUUUUUCAGAGCUGUGCAAAGUGAGGUAGUAAGUGUAUGGAACAUGUCUUUUAACUUCAGCCAGAAAAAUUUUUGAAGUCAUAAUCAGAACUGCAAAUACUAGGCCAUUGCUUUUGACUCUAUAAAUGCAUUACCUUGGCCAAGUUAAGCUUUUGCUUUUCUUUCUACAAGAAGUCACCAUUGUUGAAACACAGUAUCUCCCAGUUCAUAAGAAUUUUAGCAAGAGGUGCAGGGGUGAGGUUUUUUUUUAUUCUCUGAAGAACAUUUAUUUCAAGUUCCAUGAAACAUUUUUAAGAUAUGAUUUCCAAAGGCCACCUUAAUGAUUCAGGUCUAACUUAGAAUCAAGACAAAGAGUGAAAGAGAUUGUAUAUCACGGAGUGUUUGCAGACAUGGAACAGAGGUGUAGCAGCUCCAUUUAAAGGUCAAAUAGGUGGGGCUUUAUCAAUGAGCUCAUCUUUGGUGUAUAUUUAGCCAUUUCCUAAGUGCAGAUAACACAGAAAACAAGGUAGGUCUCCUGUGCUAAAUAUUUAUGUAUCCAGGUACUUAAGUGGCCUCGCUCAUUUUCUCACGUUUUUAUAAAAAAGAAUUUUGCAUGAUAUUUAUAAUUGAUAGCAUCUUAAAAUCUAGUUUGUGAUCCUCCUAGCAUGAGGAAGGAAUCCUUAUCUGGGGAAGGUCUGUGGUACAGUAGCAAUUCAGUCUUCUCUGAUGACGGCGUUUUUAAAAGCCAGUCAGCAACACUUUGAAGAUGCAAGAGGGCUGUCGCUGAUCUGGGUAGACCUGUCAGCAGACGCUAGUGAUGCCAUUGCUACAGGGAUAUUUACAAACUGCCUCCAGCCUGUUUCUUCCUGCGCUCUUAAGAUGUCUGCUUUGUAACUUGGUCUUGGAUCCAAACCCAUGCUAGGGGAAAUGGCUCUAGCGCUCCUUACAUACCCUCUAAAAGGCAAUUAGGAGAAAGUUUCAUUGGAAGUCAUGGUGGAGUUGUUCACUGACUGACGCUAAAGAUAGCAUCUUCUGUGACAGCACGGAGAACAUGGUGCCUGCCCUCAAGACCAUCAUUGGGGGAAUCGUCUGCCAAGAAGCACAGAUCGAUGUCCAGGUUUAAAUAGUGUCUGACUUACAACACCGCGCUUUACUUAAACCUCGUCAAUAGAAGAAAUCUAUUUCAUAAGUAGAAGCUUGUGCCUUCCCACAGCCUUGAACACGAAUGUGUAAUUCUGAUUAUGACGCUGGAAAGCAUGGUUACAUAGGCUUUUGUACCCCAACUCACCGCGGUAUGUUAUUAACAUGCUCAUGAAAUAGUUACCAGGGACUCUCUUGGUAGAGAGUAGCAGACCCAGACUGAAGCUGGGACUCACUGCAGGAAGCACCUCCAUAGUUCUGGCAUUUCUGUACAGACAGGAUUUCUGUUCACUCUGUCCUUUCCCCCCAGGUACUGAGUUACUCCAUCUGUUUUCCACCUUUCAUGUUGUUGGGACUUGGCACAACCGAGCCCGUGCACUGUGACCUUCUGGACUGUGUACAGCUGUGCUGGGGAUUGUUUCUGGAGAAUUGCCAUUUGCUGUUUCUUUAAGGACUGUCUAUUCUCCCUGGAUAAUUUGUCAUUCAAAACUUUCAGAAGUAUUUCUUGAAGGUGCUUCUAAUGAAAACACCAUGGGUAUUCCAUGACUUAAAUUCCCUCAAAUACACUUCCCUUUUUUUUCUGUCUUGCUUCCCUUCAAAUAUGUUUUCUAUAUUUUCUCCCCUAAUUUGGAAACAAUGUGGCUGAACAUUUUUCCCAAUCCUGUCUUCCUGAAUACCCGCUUAGCACUUCACUUCCCUGCCUGUAAUGGUUGAAAACGUAUGGCCAGCCAAUUCUGGACAUGGGGUUGGUUCCUUGUUGAAGAUGAUGCAUCAAAACAUUUCUAAAAAUGUUUCCCGGCAAGGCUAGGUGGGAAUGUCACUGUAAGACCUGGAUGGUUUGAAAAUGCUGCCAUGAAUAGUUAGGACUGGCCUACGUGCACUACAGUGGACCCACGAUGUAUCUUUCGCCUUUUCUACUUGUACACAUUGACAUAUGUAUUUUGUUUAACUGAAGUGUAUUUUAAAAUGAUCAUAAGCAGCUGUAUUGAAAUUUUGUUUUUAAUUAAACUUCUGUGUAACAGUC
Mastomys coucha (southern multimammate mouse) is the source of this 6980-nucleotide messenger RNA. RefSeq names its product solute carrier family 30 member 7 (gene Slc30a7). NCBI's taxonomy places the organism in Eukaryota, Metazoa, Chordata, Mammalia, Rodentia, Muridae. Gene Ontology annotation, molecular function: zinc ion transmembrane transporter activity. Gene Ontology annotation, cellular component: membrane; Golgi apparatus. The transcript has 11 exons. Gene Ontology annotation, biological process: zinc ion transport; intracellular zinc ion homeostasis; transmembrane transport. Bases 222 to 1358 code for a protein of 378 amino acids. The record is from RefSeq and is a predicted model, not a curated record.